Messenger RNA from Harmonia axyridis, 2571 nucleotides. Its product is annotated as probable E3 ubiquitin-protein ligase RNF144A-A. Gene Ontology annotation, molecular function: ubiquitin protein ligase activity; ubiquitin conjugating enzyme binding; zinc ion binding. Gene Ontology annotation, biological process: protein polyubiquitination; positive regulation of proteasomal ubiquitin-dependent protein catabolic process; ubiquitin-dependent protein catabolic process. The transcript is spliced from 7 exons. The record is from RefSeq and is a predicted model, not a curated record. NCBI's taxonomy places the organism in Eukaryota, Metazoa, Arthropoda, Insecta, Coleoptera, Coccinellidae. Gene Ontology annotation, cellular component: ubiquitin ligase complex; cytoplasm. Bases 739 to 2307 code for a protein of 522 amino acids.
AGUUACAAAUACGUAUUUUUUUUUGUAAAUACAUAUUUUUAGUAUACAUUGUUUAUCUAGCUAUGAAUUCACUGCGCUCCCUGAUUGUACAUCGAUUUGAAUUUUUGAUUUUCUUUUAAGAGUUGGUUUCUUUAUUCCCUAUAUUUCCAUAAUUAAUUAUUUGAAUUAUGCAUAAACUCCUAUCCUAUAGGUUACAUUCCACACAAACUUGGCUUAAGCUAUGGGAAACAGAAGUGUUAUCUGAAUUUGAAUGUUUUUAUGAGGGUAUUUUGAAUCGUCCUUGACAUAGCCUGUUUGAUGUUAACUGCAAAACAAUUAUAUUCAACUCUGAUGCUUACUAUAAAACUUUAUAUCUUUGUUGUUAAAAAUUAGUAAUGCAUAUUAGAGAACCGUGAAAAUAUUCCACACGUACCAAUCUAGUUUUGGUGAUAAGAACACCAUCAGUUGUUAUGAUAAUAAUUAUCUAGAUUUGAAUAUUGACAAAGAAAUCAAUUAGUCAUAAGAAUUUAUUUGGCUUUAAAAUGUGCCUUUGACAUAAUUCUAUCUUUGUUUCAAAUACUUACUGUGCCGGAAUCUUGCAAUUUCUUGUUGUAACAGUGUAACAGAUUUUUUCCAACUAAUUAAUUGAAAAGAUUUUUUUUAUUUAUUUGAUGAUGCACACAACUGUGACCAUGGUGCGCCCAAAGUUGAUGAGAAUACUUGCCUUCGUCGAUAGGAAGAACAGCACCAGCCAUCAUCAUGACCUUCUCGAACUUGUCCACCAGCGGCGAUAGUGCCUCUCCGCCUUUGCGAAGGAGCGGCGCUGGUAAGCAUCAGCAGCGCGUGUGUCUGAGCGCCGUUUGGGCGGAGCCUCAGACCAACAGGAGAGAAAGAAGGAGGGCCAUCUAUUCCUGGUCGUUCGGCUACGGUACCCUGACCGAACUGGGCGAGAUCGUCGGAUCGAAGCAGGAAUAUAUUUGUAAAAAAGGUAAAGUGGCUGAUAACACUCAAACCUUGGAACAGCGGGGACGCCGUCUAGUGACAUCAAUACCGUUGCCACAUGUCUCUCCCUCGUCGCCCCCCAGGUCCUGCAGCAAGGUCGAUUUUAAGGCUAUGCCGGGUAUUAAAUCUUUUGUCGGCGCGGCGGCCAAGGACAGGAGCCCCGCCGAGAUCGAGACCUCGCUACCUUUGGUGAAACGAGACGAGCACCCGAGGGGCGAGAUCAUAAAGCAGUGCAGGAGCCUGGCCAACCUGCGAAGAUGCGACACGUUGCUGGCGUUGACGGGCGUGUUGAAGUCGUCGUCUUCGACGAGCAGCGUCGAGCCGCUGCACCCGGUGAACAGACUGAGACCGCCCUCCGUGGGCGGGUCGAAUUGUCGCCUGUGCUCCAGGUGCUCGAGCCUGCUCACCCUGGCCUCGUCCUCGAAGUACUCCCUUAACUCCUGUGCCGGUUUCGUGCCGGUCAAGGACGAGCCUAAUCUGUUGUGUAAAUUGUGUCUAGCCGAGGUGCCUUCCAAGGAUGUUUAUAUGAUCAAACAGUGCAAUUGCUCUUUUUGCUUAGAGUGUAUGACAGCGUAUGUUAAAUAUGAGAUAGCGGAGGGAGCCUAUGACAUAUCGUGCCCUGAUGCACGAUGCCCAGAGCAGGGAAUCCUGCAACAAGAUGAGAUCAAAAGACUUGUAGGAGAGGAACAGUUCGAGAAACAUAAAAAAUAUAGGUUGAACAGAGAAAUAGAGGUAGAUCAGAGUCGCACUUGGUGUCCCAGAGCCGGCUGUGAAACAGUCUGUACCCUGUGUCCGUCUCAGCCGUGUUUACCCCAAAGCGUGCUUUGUCCCACUUGCACGAACAAUUUUUGCAGCAAUUGCAAACUGGAAUGGCACGAGGGCAUAACCUGCGAUCAGUACAGCAAACAGCUGGCGAGAGAGGGUAAGGCGGAAGAGCCCGGAAUCCCUUUCGAUUCUGAUCUCAUCAAGUGCUGUCCCAUGUGCAACGUUCCUAUCGAAAAAGACGAAGGCUGUGCCCAGAUGAUGUGCAAGAGGUGUAAGCAUGUGUUCUGUUGGUAUUGCUUAGCGAGCCUCGACGACGACUUUCUUCUACGACAUUAUGACAAAGGUCCUUGUAAAAACAAACUGGGACACUCCAGAGCCUCGGUUAUGUGGCACAGGACUCAGGUGAUAGGAAUAUUUGCUGGUUUUGGAAUUUUGCUACUUGUGGCCUCACCCUUAUUACUUCUAGCCGCUCCCUGCAUAAUAUGUUGCAAGUGUCGAAUAUGCAACGCAGGAAAUACUAAAAUGGAUAACGAGGAAUCCUCAUCCUCGGAAAGACUUUGAGUGUAAUUGAAACUUAUGAAUAUAUUGUUGAAAUUUAUUGAUAUGAAUAAAAUUAUUUUGUUAGAUGAAGUCAAGGUUAACAAAUAUGUUGAUGAGAAAUUAUUACGAUAUUUAUUAUUGGAUUACCUGUUUCGUGUUUGAAUUAUGUAUAUAUUAACUAUGGGACUGCAAUUCAAAUGUCUUUUUAUCAAGCACUAUGUUAAAUUAUAACACUUAUAUGAAUCAAAUAAUAAAAACACUUUUCGAAGUGUAUACUUGUUCCAA